AUUGCUCGCCAUCUUUCUCAAACAACAGACAGAGACCAAUCUGAUCCUUGCUGAACACGAAUACUCAACCACAGGAAGUAAUUUCUAUAUUUGCAGACAGAAUAUUACUGUCUUGGAUGCAUUUUCCAUCAGAACAACCAUAACCACAGCAACCAUGGCAUAUCUUCCCUCGUCGCAGGCAUUCCUCGAACAGUCCUGUUUAUUAUUAGAGGCAUAUCCGGACACUACCAGGAUAACCACCAAAUACAGCUUCCCGACAGCAAAAUCGCAAGAGAAAAGAUCCAGCUCUAAGUCAAACACAAAAUCCGAAACUCAACUCCAAAAUGAAUCUCCCGAUACCACCCAACAGCAACAGCAACAGCCACAACCACAACAGUCCGUCGCAACGCUAACACUGAAAACCUUCAACCCCGCCACGGGAAUCUGCCUCAAAUAUCGCACAGAUAAGAUCGCAGAGGUCGGACGUCUGAUUACUGGUCUGGGAAAACUGGCAGGGGGCGCAAAUAUUGCUGAAUUGGGGUUAAGUGGUGCUGGUGCUGGUGCUUCUGCUGCUCCUACUCCUGCGGUUGCGGCUGCGGCUGCAGCAACGGCCGGUUCUACUGCGGACGUGGAUAUGGUCGAUGCGCCUGCUGUACAGGAGGAGGGUGGCGCAGCUCCUGCUGCUGCUGUUGCGGCGGCUACGGCUGCAACGGCGUCUGCUGGUGGGAAAGGAGGGAAGUCAAAGAAGAAAGGAGGGAAGGGGAAGAGAUGAGCAGAGCAGCGUCUGGAGGGGAAUGAUAUGAGGGGAAUUGAGGGGAAUUUUUCAGAGCCCUUUUUCUUUUUCCUUCUCGUCUACCAGGUAUGAUUGUAUUAGACAUUAGCGAGAGGGAUUGAGCCUUGUUACAUAUGUUAUUGCUUAUGCCAUGAUAGUGUUAACGAUGAGGACAGCCAUUGCUGUCUGUCUUCCCGUACGGAAUAUGGAAUCUCAAAAUGCAGAAAAGCAGCGGCAGGCAAUGUCACUGUCGGCAUAUUCUACCUUACAAAGCACAGAUGGAGGCUGAAGUGAAAUGAUACU
Molecule: messenger RNA, 1054 nt
Organism: Monascus purpureus
Lineage: Eukaryota; Fungi; Ascomycota; Eurotiomycetes; Eurotiales; Aspergillaceae
Source: the annotation of a GenBank genome assembly